CAUGCACUCUCGGAGUUGAUGUAUGUUCUAUGUGUGAAAUUCUGAAGGUCGGAGCCUCGGAGUCGGAGUAUAAGAGUUGAUAGCCCAGCGGAGCAUUUUCAUCCUCAACCAACCCACUGACUUAAUCAACCAACCGACAAACACCGCCAGGAAACUUCAAUUGCUUGACACUACUAUAACAUUCCCUACCAUUUUCUUCUAUUAAAUCUCAUCAAAUCGCAAACCACCUACCCAUCUAUCCAGACUAGAUACAACAAAAAAAUCAGCUGCCAGAUAUCAAAAACAACAAUAGCAAAAAGACAAGUCCAGCAAUCACUCGAUAGGCAGGCAGUCAUGUUCAAAAUCUUCCGUCUAAUUUCUAAAAUCUACCUGUUUGUUUCGGCUGUUCGGAAGCUCGAUUUAAAACAGAUCAAGAAGCAUUCUGAACUGCUCAAAGAGAAAAGGAGAUCGCGGAAGACUCGUGAGCGCUCUCUGAUCGUCAAGUUGACCGAUCCUUGUGGCGACUUCUAUCCGAAGAAAACCAUCCAAAACUUGUUGAUGGGCUUCUGAGCCCAACCCCACAAAAACUCGAACACAUCUCGUCAUAUUGUAUAAUCUUACACGUACAUAAAUCGAUCCACCAAUCAUGCACCUCAAACAACAGACGCGGCGCGUUUUCCUCGGGGCCACUUCCGAACAUCUC
Messenger RNA from Puccinia graminis f. sp. tritici CRL 75-36-700-3, 682 nucleotides. RefSeq lists its product as uncharacterized. NCBI's taxonomy places the organism in Eukaryota, Fungi, Basidiomycota, Pucciniomycetes, Pucciniales, Pucciniaceae. The coding region runs from base 334 to 549 and encodes 71 amino acids. The transcript is spliced from 2 exons. The record is from RefSeq and is a predicted model, not a curated record.